Messenger RNA from Phasianus colchicus (ring-necked pheasant), 3983 nucleotides. RefSeq names its product solute carrier family 25 member 21 (gene SLC25A21). The record is from RefSeq and is a predicted model, not a curated record. Gene Ontology annotation, biological process: transmembrane transport. Lineage: Eukaryota; Metazoa; Chordata; Aves; Galliformes; Phasianidae.
GACUCGGGCCGGGCGAUGCAGGGCAGCCGGCGCCGCCGUGCGGGCGGGAGAGGUGACGCAAGGCUGAGGUCUGCGGGGGGGUGUGCGGACACAGCUGGCGUCUGGCCGGCCUGUCCUCCCGUGCACGGGAAAAAGUUGUUUUCUGUUGGAGGGGUUAGCGCUGGAGUGCUGCCCAGACUGGCGAAGAGCGGUAUUCCCCGCCUAUGGAGAGAGAAGCGCCGCCAAGGCGAUGGAGAGCCGCGUCGGUUUGGGAAGAGGCCACGUGGAAAUGGGAUUAAGCCUGGAAGUGCUUUGGGAAACGUACAUAAUGGGAACGCUGCCUAUUGAGGGCCGUAGGGAGGGAGAAGUGCAAUAUAUGCGAGAAUUUAACGGUGCCGGGAUCAACAGAUUUGUGUUUUAAAUACAAGCAAAUUUUUAUGUAAACCUUUUUGUUGCAGUGACACCUCGUGCAGACAACAAACCAAACAGCUUCUUCAUCUGGUCAACUCCAAAUCUUCUUGACUGUCAAACAACUCCAACAAGUCUAGCUUAAUACCAGAUUUGCUAUUUCUAUUAAAGAAGCAUUGCAUAGUGAGACCUACAUCCCUGCAAUAAGUGAAGUUGUGAUGUUUCAGCAUCUGCUUUUUGUUGAUACCAGACACUGGAGAUCCUGCUGUAUUUAAUUGAGCAUCAGUCUCAAAGAGCAAAACCACGGGAACUGAUGCUAAUGUUAAUGAAACAUUGAAGUUGAGAUUUCAAUUACUUAAAUGUCAACACAUUAGAAGUUCUUUAAUUUUAGGAAGUUAUUCUGCAUUCCCACAGCAAUUCCCACUCUGCUCUUACGUAUAUCAAAGAAUUCAAGUUACUGUUUGUUUGCUGAUGCAUGCAAAUUAUCUAACUGAAUAUUAUAGCUCAGUUUUAUUGUUUUAUUAACUCUUUUGUGUAUAUUUUGUGUGUUCUUGUGUUUUACAGUAACAAUAAAAACUUCCCUCUUCUCUUUGUUCUGAAUUGUCAAAGGCUGCAUUUCAUUUUAUCCUUGGAACUUCCAGUCACUUAGCAACAUUUGUUGCUAAACUAUCAUAACACACACACAGGCACUCUACAAACUAACUUAUCAAAACAACACUUCAAGAGCAGACUUCAUGGAAGCAUUUUCCAAAUAUAUUUUAAUUAAGUUUUAUUUAAGUUUUGACUUCCAAAUCCUAAGGUACCUGCAAUUGCUUCUCAAAACAGGAAAACGUUUGGAAAGGUUUGGCAAAUGAUUCUCAGAAAGGUGAAUGGAGGGGAUGAAAGUACUGCAGUUUCAAGACCUUAUGCACAAAACCCACUUGUAGGCUGUUAAAGAAUCCUCCCUUCUCAAAUUGCACCUCAUCACGGAACAUUAUGGUUGUUGUGUGUACACAGGUUAUUUCUCAGUGAAUGAGGUGGACUGCAGAUCCCUUUUCUAACAGAAAAAGAACAUGUUCCAACAUUUGCUUUUAGUAGCUGUGCUGCAGGAAUAUAUAAUAUGCACCUUGUUACAAAUAAUGCUUUUAAAAGACUCCAAACUGUUGAGUUGGUGAGAUAACAGCAAACUGUGGUGGCGUUGUUUGUCUUCUUUUUUGUUUCUUUGUUUUUGUUUUCCCUGUAGUGAAGAAAAAAAAUAAGGAUGCAAAAACUAUUUUUUUUUCCUGUUCUUUUGGAGAUGUGCCAGCAAAUCUAGUCUCCUAGUUUUAUUUCCUAAAGAUCAAGGUCAUUAAUGGAAUCACUUUGAAGAUAAUGUGAAGGAUUUCUGACUCUGAAUAAAUAUUCUUGUCUGUGUUAACAUUGUAAAGCUCUUAGCAAGACAACAAAUUAAACCUGAGUUAUCCAUGUGAGUGGUUAACAACAAUCUAGAAUCUUAUUCAAGAGACAUUUCCUUUAAAAUCUAUGUUCUUAACUCUAAUAAAUGUACCAUUGAGAUCAAUACUAGCUCUGUUCUUUCCUCAAAACCAAUGUAACCAUGCUUGUAUGCAUCUUCUCACUGUUAGAAAAGGACUGAGCUUGAGCUGAAUGGACAAGCCUUCUGUUGGCUUAAGAAAAAUUCACAGUAUUAGGGGAAAAAAUGGAGAGAACUAUGAGAAACCACAGUGCUACUCAGAGUUAGGGAAGAGACAGCAAACAACAGACAUGUUGACAUGUAUACCUAUGCCCAACGUCCAGCCCUGAGAAUAAACGCCCUUGGCUGCUCCACAUCCACACAGGUGAUCUGUCCUCCCCUCCAGCAGCGUAGCCCUGCCCACCCAAACUCCGGGGAAGAGCCUCUGGCCGAUAUCACUCCCUGCAUUGUAUCCUGGCAUCUUCUGAAAAGCAUCGGUUGGCCUUGGCAGGAAUAACGCUGGGGACUGUCAGAACCAGGGCUGACUGUCACAGUGCUCAAGGCCAGGGAGCUUUAGCUGAGCCUGUGGGCUUGCAUGACGCGUGCACCGUCCACCCCAAAUCCCCGUGUCUUUUGACCACCAAAGAGCUGCAGCCAUAGUCCAAAGGUUUUUACAGCACAGUGCGCUUCAGGAAGACGGUGAGCGAGCCAAAUGGCACCGCCGACGCCUCCUGAAAGCGGAACAGUGAGCAACCGGUGGGCGUUCGCUGGGUCUCGGCCCCGGCGGGGACCGGGACAGCAGGAAGCGCGUGCAGCGCGGCACGAACCCCACAAAGCAGUAAAUGCGCCGAGGCGGUGGAGGUGGCAGCCCCUCCGCCUGCGCGCUAACAGGACACGGCCGCUCUCCCAGCGGUGCACGGGGCUGCCGGGCUCGCGGCCGGCAGCGGCUCGGAGCCAGAGUUCAGCCGCCAGCCCGAGCCCCGCGCUGCGGCCGUCAGGGGCCGGCGGGCAGAGGGCAGGGCUCGGCUCUGCCCGGGCCGUGCCGCGGCCCCCCCGCAGAUAACCGCGGCUCCCGCCUCCCCCCGGCUCCAGCGGGACGGCUCUGCCCCCCUCCCGCCCCGCGCGGCCCCAACCCCGGUUCGCAGCCGCUCUCCGGCAGCCGACCUCCUCGGCGCGGUCAGCAUGGCUCGGCAGCGCGGCGGCUUUCUGCAGGAGGCCUCUCACCAGAUCGCCGCCGGCGGCUCGGCGGGUCUUGUAGAAAUUUGCCUGAUGCAUCCCCUUGAUGUAGUGAAAACAAGGUUCCAAAUUCAAAGAGGGAAAACUGAUCCUACCAGUUACAAGAACCUGGGGGACUGUUUCAGGACUAUUUUCCAGAGAGAAGGAUUGCUUGGUUUCUACAAAGGAAUACUCCCUCCCAUCUUGGCUGAGACACCCAAAAGGGCAGUGAAGUUCUUCACCUUUGAACAAUACAAGAAGCUACUAGGAUAUUCAUCUUUAUCACCAGGACUGGCGUUUGCAGUAGCUGGCUUGGGAUCUGGACUAACGGAGGCAGUUGUGGUCAACCCUUUUGAAGUAGUAAAGGUUACCUUGCAGGCAAAUCGAAACAGUUUCACAGAGCAACCAUCUAGCUUUGUUCAAGCUCAGCAGAUCAUCAGAACUGAUGGUUUGGGCCUCCAUGGACUCAACAAAGGUCUUACUGCAACACUGGGCCGUCACGGAGUUUUUAACAUGGUUUACUUUGGAUUCUACUUCAAUGUGAAAAACAUUCUUCCGGUCAAUAAAGAUCCGAAUUUGGAGUUUUUGAGGAAAUUUGGAAUUGGGCUAGUCUCAGGAACAAUAGCCUCAAUUAUUAACAUUCCUUUUGAUGUUGCAAAAAGUAGGAUUCAAGGACCACAGCCAGUUCCUGGAGAGAUCAAGUACAGAACCUGUCUUAAAACUAUGGCAACAGUCUAUAAAGAGGAAGGAUUUCUGGCUCUGUACAAAGGCUUGAUUCCCAAGAUCAUGAGGCUUGGUCCAGGUGGUGCAGUGAUGCUUUUGGUUUAUGAAUACGUUUAUGCAUGGCUUCAGGACACAGUUGAUCCCAAGUAGUGCUUCUGAAAAAUGUACUCCUUAAAACCAUAUGCAUUCUAAAAUACAUUUUAAUAAAGUGAAACUGAUUCUCAGCUGU